Papaver somniferum (opium poppy) is the source of this 757-nucleotide messenger RNA. RefSeq names its product pentatricopeptide repeat-containing protein At1g63080, mitochondrial-like. NCBI's taxonomy places the organism in Eukaryota, Viridiplantae, Streptophyta, Magnoliopsida, Ranunculales, Papaveraceae. The transcript is spliced from 2 exons. The record is from RefSeq and is a predicted model, not a curated record. Gene Ontology annotation, molecular function: protein binding. The coding region runs from base 257 to 757 and encodes 166 amino acids.
UUGAAGGAAACUGAUUAUGGGUUCAGCCUGUUUGGUGGUAUUCUUAAGAGGGGUUAUUAUCCUGAUAUAAUCACUUUCACCAGUUUGAUCAAGGGGUUGUGUUUGCAGGGAAAGAUUCAGUCUGCCGUUAAGCUGUUUGACAAAAUGAUUGAAAGGGGAGUUGAACCGAAUACAAUCACAUGUAAUACCAUAAUAAGUAAUAACUGGGAUCUGUAGAGUUGGUGAAUUACACAAUGCGCUUGAGUUGCUGAGAAACAUGGCUAAAUGGAAUUGUGAAGCUACUACUGUGUCUUAUAUUGUGAUUAUGGAUGCUUUAUGCAAAAGAGGAUUUGUUGAUGAGGCUCUGGAUCUCUUUUCUGAAAUGGUAGCUGUUUCGAAAGUGCACCAGAUGUCGUUGUUGAGUGAAGCGAUCAGACUCUUCGAUAUCAUGUCUAGUCGGGGAGUUUUUGCGGAUUCAUAUACCUACAAUUGUCUAAUUCAUGGACUUUGUAGGCGUGGGUUAUGGAAGGAAACAAUAAGAUAUUUUGACGAAAUGGUGGGGAGUGGGAUUUCGCCAAAUGUAGUUACUUUUAACGUAUUGAUAGAUUCUCUGAGUAAAGAAGGGAGGAUGGAAGAAGUUUCCAAGUUAUUUGAUGCGAUGAUUAGGUCAGGAAAAGAACCUGAUGUUAUGACCUAUAAUUCUAUGAUGAACGGUCUGUGUUUGAUUGGUAAACUCGAGGAGGCACAGAGAUUGUUUGACUCAAUGGCGGAUAACUGA